Plasmopara halstedii is the source of this 840-nucleotide messenger RNA. Its product is annotated as -bisphosphoglycerate-dependent phosphoglycerate mutase. Gene Ontology annotation, molecular function: intramolecular phosphotransferase activity. Lineage: Eukaryota; Oomycota; Peronosporomycetes; Peronosporales; Peronosporaceae. The record is from RefSeq and is a predicted model, not a curated record. The transcript is spliced from 3 exons. Gene Ontology annotation, biological process: glycolytic process. Bases 1 to 840 code for a protein of 279 amino acids.
AUGGCUGCCAAGUAUCAGAUCGUAUUAAUUCGCCACGGCGAGAGCCAAUGGAACGUAGACAACCGCUUCACCGGCUGGCACGACGUUCCCUUGUCGAAGAAAGGAGAACAAGAAUCGCAUGACGCGGGUAAGGUGCUCAAGGCAGCGGGUUUUACCUUCGAUAUUGCCUACACUUCGGUUCUCAAGCGUGCGAUAAAGACGUUGUGGAAUAUUCUGGAGGAGACUGACUUAAUGUGGAUUCCUGUCUUUCGGUCGUGGCGUCUCAAUGAGCGUCAUUAUGGAUCUCUUACAGGUCUUAACAAGCAGGAGACGGUGAACCAGCAUGGCCUUGAAAAGGUGAUGAUCUGGCGUCGUAGUUACGCCACGCCGCCCCCUCCUCUUGACGCCGAAAGCGAGUACUAUCCGGGUAACGACCCAAAGUACUCGGACGUAUCUAAAGAGCUGCUUCCCUUCACGGAGUCGCUAGCUACGACUGGUGAGCGUGUGCUGCCGUACUGGGAACAAACCAUCAUUCCGUCUAUAAAGGAAGGAAAAAAGAUUGUGAUUGCCGCUCACGGUAACUCACUUCGUGCUCUUGUCAAGCACUUGGAUCACAUACCGGAGGACACAAUUACAGGUCUUAACAUUCCGACGGGUGUGCCUCUUGUCUAUGAUCUGGACGAAAACUUUAAGCCCGUGCCACAUAAAGACGCGAUCGCUCCUUUGUCGGGCUAUUAUGUCGGUGACCAGGAGCAGAUUUUGGCGCGUAUUGCUGUUUUUGCGUACAACUCGGAUAUACGCUGUCCAAGAAAAGGCAAAAUUAAUCUUAGCGCCAACAACCGGCUGCUCACUACUUUUUGA